Messenger RNA from Myxozyma melibiosi, 3539 nucleotides. RefSeq names its product fungal-specific transcription factor domain-containing protein. The transcript is spliced from 4 exons. NCBI's taxonomy places the organism in Eukaryota, Fungi, Ascomycota, Lipomycetes, Lipomycetales, Lipomycetaceae. The record is from RefSeq and is a predicted model, not a curated record. Gene Ontology annotation, molecular function: DNA binding; zinc ion binding; DNA-binding transcription factor activity, RNA polymerase II-specific. Gene Ontology annotation, biological process: regulation of DNA-templated transcription; DNA-templated transcription. Bases 130 to 3357 code for a protein of 1075 amino acids.
CGCUUUCAUGUGUUCCAGUCGCAUCCGCGGAUCCAGGUAAAACUUAAAGUCAUAAAGUCGAUCAACCAACGACGACAGUCUGGCUCUCGAUUCCUUGAAAUUCACCAGUCGAAAACGAAACCAGCAACCAUGAGUUCUUCAAACGAAUCAUCCACGGGCCCUCGAAACUCGUUGACGCCACCGAGUAUGCCAACGAUGAACACGAUGUCUGCCGCCGACUUCAAGACGAUUCGCAAACGCAACCGAGUGCCGUUGUCAUGCAACUUUUGCCGUCAGCGGAAACUGAAGUGUAACCGCAGCCAUCCGUGCGAGAAUUGCGUGAAGCGAGGGGAGGAAUCCAUGUGUGUCUAUCUGGUGGCCAGCAAUUCCUCGCAUUCGACAUCACAGGCUUCGACUUCACAAGCACUGUCACCCCAAGUAUUUGCUAGUUCUGUGAAUGGAAAGAAACCCGCAGGAGCGGAGUUACAAAAUCGUCUGGACAAGCUAGAGAGUCUGGUGUUGGGUCUAAUGAACACUACCGCGGGCGAGUCAGAAAGCCCCGAAGAAGCAUACGCGGACGAUUCCGCCUCGCCAUCGACCAACGACCACAACAGCAAUAACGGAUCAACACACAGACGGCCUAAAAUUCGAUCCAACAAGUCCACCGGCGAGCUUGCGCCUGAUGUAGACGCCGUGCGUGAGUCGCUGGGUAUGAUGAAGUUGGAUAAGAAGGGCAAAGCUAUGUAUCACGGUGAGACGCAUUGGGGUGCGCUGCUGAAUGAGCUGAGUGAAGUGAAAGCACUUUUUGAGAAGAGCAAGCAAAUCGCCGUCGACUAUCCAUUCCAGAAAUCCUUCAGAGGCGACGAGAAUGAAACAGACGGGCGAAUGCCGAACGGGUUUCCUUUCAGCAAUGUGCGUGGGAUUGAGCGGGUUGAUAUAAUGGAGCUGUUACCGGACAAGUCUGUGUGCGAUAGUCUCGUUUUGCGGUAUUUUGACAGCUUUGAUCCUGUGUACAGGGUUAUUCAUAGACCGUCGUUUCAGCAAGAGUAUUCAGAUUUUUGGCUCGAUCCGGACUCGGCAGAUAUUGUUUGGAUAGGGAUGUUAUUCAGCAUGCUGUCGAUAGCACUCCAGUCUUAUCGGCCGGGUGACGCACCGGCGGCGUUUCAAGGGCGUGAGAUAAAAACCUGGAUGGGAUGGCAUCAGGCUGCAGAGAUGUGUCUUGUUGAGGGGAAGUUCAUGAUCAAGGGUAGUAUAUCAAUCAUCCGAGCUUUAAUACUGUGGCUCAUGGCUGAGACGAGGGUUACGCUUGCUGGAUGCUGGAUGGACCGGACGUGGGUUUCAGUGGGGAUGAUUAUAAGGAUAGCGCAGUCUAUGGGCCUGCAUCGUGAUCCAAAGUGGUUUAAUAUUUCACCGUUUGAAGCCGAGAUCCGACGAAAGAUGUGGAGCAUCGUGACUUCGCUGGAUAUAUUGUUUUCAAUAAACGAGGGGCUUCCGCUUACGAUCCGAGCCGGUGAACAUGACGUGCGAAUGCCACUGAAUCUGAACGACGAAGACAUUUCACCGUCGAUUGAAGAAGUGCCGCGUUCGCGACCGUUUGAUAACGAGACAAACAGCUCUUAUUUGUUGUGCUCUACAAAGAUGUCGAAUGUGUUGUGCAGGAUUGUGUCUGGCACGUUUUCGCUUCGGCCGCGGCCGGGGUACGACACGAUUCUAGCGCACGAUGCGGAGCUGCGAGCGACGUUUGCAAGUUUCCCCGAAUACCUUCGGAUUCCGCCCGAGGCCUCAAGUCCGACGGAUCCGCCGUACAUGAUUAUGCAGCGGCUGAUGCUCGAUCUGCAGUACCGCAAGUCGCUGAUUGUACUGCACCGGCCGUUUGCAGCGCGGGCGCAGAUCACGAAUAAGUUUCGGCGAAGCAAAGAGGAGUGCAUGGAUGCGUCGCUGCAGAUUCUGCGGCGGCAGAACUGGCUGUAUCAUUCGCCGGCGGCACGGGACACGCUGAGUACGUUUUCGUGGUUUACGGACGGGUUGAUGCUGAAUCAUUUCUUCCACGCGUGUAUCAUGUUGAGCGUGGAGCUGAUGUCGAAUAUGGACGACAUGUCAACGUUCCAACGGCAGAUGGUGCGGGAUGCGGUAGACGCGUCGCGGCAGAUUCUGGGCCAGGUUGGACGAUGGGAUAUGUCAGCUGCGAAGAAGCACGGGCUGAUUGAAGGGUUGCUGGAGCGGUUCUACGAGGUUGAGAAGCUGACGCCGGAGGCACGGGCGAAGCUGCGAAGCGAGGCGUUGGAGCGGCAGCGCAAGCACCAGGAGGCGUAUCCGCUUGAUUUGCCGGGAGUUUCCGAGACGACGAUCAACGUUGAUGUUUCGCAGGUUGGGUUUGAUUCGCAUGCGUCGCUUGUGCAGCAGACGCUGAAGGAGAACAACGAGAAGGAGUUCAGCUCAGCGGAGCCGCUUCCGGCGACGGUGUUUGAGAUCGAGGCCGAGCAGGAGGGACAAGGGUCGAUGCAGAUCGAUUCGAUGACGUACGAGAAUUUCUUGCCGGAGGAGGACGAGAUCUAUAUGGAUGCGCCGUUCCGGGUGAGGAAGCUGCCGGGAGCGUCGUGGGUGCAGCAGAUGUAUGGAGCCGAACAGCGACAGCAGCAAGAGCAGCAGCAACGGCAAGAGCAGCAACAACAAGAGCAGCAACAAGAACAACAAAAACAGCAACAGCAGCAGCAACAGCAGCAACAGCAGCAACAGCAGCAUAGACCAUCUCUACAAGCACAGGCAGAUACGACACCAGAGACAGGCUCGACAGCGUCACUUGCGACCCCGAUAUUUGGGACCGAGGCCGGGGUCGCGGCCAGUCUUCCGAAUGGGAGUGGGAGCGGGCUGGGUGGUGCAGGUGCGGUUGGGAGUGGGGCUCGAGCGAACGCGAACGGAAGCAUUGGACUCGUGCCGGAAGGUACGAACGGGUCGCCGAACGGGAUGCCGGCGGGGAUGUUUUUGCCAAACGACCUGGGUAUAUUAAGUAAUGCGGGCGCGAUGAUGAUGACGCAGAAUCCAGGGAACGACGUGCCGCAGGGGGUGAACUGGAUGGAGUGGGACAUGUAUAUACACGGGAUGGUGAUGAACAACAUGAACGGCGGGCCGACGAUGGGGACGCUAGCGGAGGGCGGGUUGCUGAGUGCGGCGAUGCCAGAGGGGUCGGCUGCGGUAGGAGCUGUGGGCGGGCAGGCGGUUGCGCCGGCCGGGGGCCUGAACCCGCUGCUGCAGUGGGAUGCGGUGCAGCAUCACCCGGGGUUGGCGACGGAGGCGAGUCUGAUGGACACGACGGGGAGCGCGAGCGCGAGCACGCCGGGGGGUACGAUUGUGUUUGACAAUGGACAUGCCAACUUUUGACGUGCGGGAGAGAAGUUUAAUAGUGAUGGAUAGCGAAAAGGAAGGAAGGAAGGAAGGAUACGAGGUACGGAGUAGGAUAGUUAUUAGACGGAUGAUUUGUUUUUGUUUAAUAGUAAUAUAGUAAUAAGAUGAUAAUGACAAGAUACAGAAGCAAAGAAGACCAGAGGCUAGGCCGUGGCCCA